Lagopus leucura (white-tailed ptarmigan) is the source of this 969-nucleotide messenger RNA. Its product is annotated as butyrophilin subfamily 1 member A1-like. The coding region runs from base 1 to 879 and encodes 292 amino acids. The transcript has 7 exons. Gene Ontology annotation, molecular function: protein binding. Lineage: Eukaryota; Metazoa; Chordata; Aves; Galliformes; Phasianidae. The record is from RefSeq and is a predicted model, not a curated record.
AUGAGGAUGGGUGAUUUGAAACAAACAGAAACGGGAGCUGUGAGCGACACGGUGGAGAAGAUGAAAACCUCACUGAGCAGAGCACUGCCAAUUCUCCGUAUCCUGUCAGUAAGAGACAUGGUGAAGCUGAAGCUCUCAUUGCUUUAUGAUCGACUGUGCAGCAUGCUGCCAACUCACUUCUCAUCAGUGAUUGCUGCAUCAUGGACGUUCAUUUACUCAUGGAAGAACAAACCUGUGCAUCAGUUUUCCCUUUCAGAUUAUGAAAAACUGAGGACUGAAUUAGAACUCGUGAAGCGACAACACUACAAAGUUGAUGUCACCCUGAAUGCUGACACAGCUCACCCCAGACUGGAAGUGUCUGAAGAUGGGAAGAGCGUGAAUGAUACCGGUGUGAUCAGACAGGUGCCCAGCAAGGAGGAGAGAUUUGAUUCCCACAUUUUUGUGUUGGCAAAGGAAGGAUACACAUCUGGAAGAAAAUACUGGGAAGUGGAUGUUGGAAAGAGAAGAAACUGGAUCUUGGGUGUUGCUUCUGAGUCUGUGGCUCGUAAAGGGACUGUGAACCUGUCCCCAAAGAAUGGCUUCUGGGUCAUAGGGUUAACAGAUGGGGAAGAGUAUUGGGCCCACACGGAUCCUUGGACUCGUUUGACAGCGAGUGGUAGACCACAGAAGAUUGGGAUCUUCCUGGACAUCUCUGCCAACAAGCUCUCAUUUUAUAAUGCCAAAAAGAAAUCAGCUUUGUACACUUUUACCAGUAUUGGUGAUAGCAGACUGGAAAGGAAAUUCGUUCCCUUCUUCUCAACAGGUUCUGGUGUCUCAGCGCUUGAUACUGAGCCAUUGAAAAUCGUGCAAGGGUUUGAUGAUGACUGGUUGUAUGACUAAAAUUCACACCGUGAGACCAGACUGUAGUCAAAAAAAGCCCCUGAUUUUGUAUUUUCCAAGAGAAACUGUCUACACAUCCCAUUAUUUUUG